This is a messenger RNA of Phaeodactylum tricornutum CCAP 1055/1, 650 nucleotides long. RefSeq lists its product with no specific name. The record is from RefSeq and is a predicted model, not a curated record. NCBI's taxonomy places the organism in Eukaryota, Bacillariophyta, Bacillariophyceae, Surirellales, Neidiaceae. The coding region runs from base 65 to 532 and encodes 155 amino acids. The transcript has a single exon.
AAGACAACAACGCUAAAGUCGUCUCUGUUCAUCCUUCUGCUGGUCCCGCGCAAUUAAAGACAGCAUGCAAUCAAUUUUCAUUUUCGUCCUGUGUCUCACGGCGCUCGUUUUGCACUCGUCGCACGCCUGGACGAUCUCCCCCCAUUUGUUGACGAAUCGUCGCAUAUCAACCCCGACGGCACGCGCAAUGGUGCAAUCGGUUUCUCUCGAGACCCUCAGUGACAACCACGAGGAAAUUGCCUCUGAGCUGUCGGGAUCGGUACAACGCUGGCUAGAUGCGGAAUGGAUGGAACAAGAAGUCCACGUACGGAUGGCUGAAUCCUGUAAACGUUCGUACCUUGAUUGUCGAGAAAGAGGAGAAGCCGAUCUAAUGGCAGUUAUGGUGCAAGUUGCCGACGAUUUAACUGAAAAUUGGCGCCAAUAUGAUAAGGACGCUUUUGUGAAUGCCUGGGAUGUUUCCAAUUAUGUAUCGGAUUACUUGUCCGCCAAGACAGGGAUUGAAGGAUGCGAGUGCUCCUCUACGAUCCACUAAGAUCAGAACGGAAAGUCUUGGCUGAGAAGUAGCCGACCCGACGCUUUUUGUCCAUGCAUUGUGCAUGUGGAUUAAGUUUAAGUCGCUUGUGGAGCGAGAUAGAAACACAUCCACACAG